AUGCAUGUGUGUGUGCUGAGUCUGUCGGUCUGUUCAGUUGGAGACAUGUCUGCGGGAGGCGAAAAUCCCAACAUGUUUACUGGUUGGCGUUACUACUUCAAUACUUAUACUAUUAGGGGCCGAUCAAAUGUCGUGUACACGACUUAUGCUGCGACCGCCUUGCUAGUAUUGGCUCUCAAUCGCAGGGUCAAGCGGAAUAGGACAUUGAGGGAAGCAGCAGAGGGAACGAAGUAG
Molecule: messenger RNA, 234 nt
Organism: Echinococcus granulosus
Lineage: Eukaryota; Metazoa; Platyhelminthes; Cestoda; Cyclophyllidea; Taeniidae
Exons: 2
Coding region: 1-234 (77 amino acids)
Source: RefSeq, a predicted model, not a curated record